GCUCGCGCUCUCGGCAGUGCCGGGGGCGCCGCCUCCCCCAUGCCGCCCUCCGGGCUGCGGCUGCUGCCGCUGCUGCUGCCGCUGCUGUGGCUACUAGUGCUGACGCCUGGCCGGCCGGCCGCCGGACUGUCCACCUGCAAGACCAUCGACAUGGAACUGGUGAAGCGAAAGCGCAUCGAGGCCAUCCGCGGCCAGAUCCUGUCCAAGCUGCGGCUCGCCAGCCCCCCGAGCCAGGGGGAGGUGCCGCCCGGCCCGCUGCCCGAGGCCGUGCUGGCCCUUUACAACAGCACCCGCGACCGGGUGGCGGGGGAGAGCGCCGAGCCGGAGCCCGAGCCCGAGGCGGACUACUACGCCAAGGAGGUCACCCGCGUGCUAAUGGUGGAAAACAGCAACAAAAUCUAUGAGAAAAUCAAGAAAAGCCCGCACAGCAUAUAUAUGCUCUUCAACACAUCGGAGCUCCGGGAAGCAGUGCCCGAGCCCGUCUUGCUCUCCCGGGCAGAGUUGCGCCUGCUGAGGCUCAAGUUAAAAGUGGAGCAGCACGUGGAGCUGUACCAGAAAUACAGCAACGAUUCCUGGCGCUACCUCAGCAACCGGCUGCUGGCGCCCAGCGACACGCCAGAAUGGCUGUCCUUUGAUGUCACGGGAGUCGUGCGGCAGUGGCUGAGCCACGGAGGGGAAGUAGAGGGCUUUCGCCUCAGUGCCCACUGUUCGUGUGACAGCAAAGAUAACACACUGCAAGUGGACAUCAACGGGCUCCGUUCCAGCCGCCGAGGUGACCUGGCCACCAUUCACGGCAUGAACCGGCCCUUCCUGCUCCUCAUGGCCACCCCACUGGAGAGGGCCCAGCACCUGCACAGCUCCCGGCAUCGCCGGGCCCUGGACACCAACUACUGCUUCAGCUCCACGGAGAAGAACUGCUGCGUGCGGCAGCUCUAUAUCGACUUCCGCAAGGAUCUGGGCUGGAAGUGGAUCCACGAGCCCAAGGGCUACCACGCCAACUUCUGCCUGGGGCCCUGCCCCUACAUUUGGAGCCUGGACACGCAGUACAGCAAGGUCCUGGCCCUGUACAACCAGCACAACCCCGGCGCGUCGGCGGCCCCGUGCUGCGUGCCGCAGGCGCUGGAGCCACUGCCCAUCGUGUACUACGUGGGCCGCAAGCCCAAGGUGGAGCAGCUGUCCAACAUGAUCGUGCGCUCCUGCAAGUGCAGCUGAGGCCCCGCCCCGCCCGGCAGGCCCCGCCCACCGGCAGGCCCGGCCCCGCCCCCGCCCGCUGCGCCGGGCUGUAUUUAAGGACACCGCGCCCCAGCCCCCCUCCCCCCGCCCCUGGGGUCCAUUAAAGGUGGAGAGAGGACUGGGGUCUCUGUGCGUGUCGUUGGGUCCCUGACUGGGGUCUCCCUCCCGGCAUUCCCGACGUUCCCUGGUUCCGGAUCCAUCUGCGCCCCCUCCUGUCUCUCUCCACCAUUCAUUUCCUCCCACAAACACCUGCAGAGCACUCCUGAAGUCCCAAUACUCCCCGCGGCCGCUAGAUUUAUUUAUUGAGCACCUUGUGCCCUGUUCCAAAUGCCUUAUAUUGACUACUCGUGUAAUCACCAUAACAAAACUCUGAGAUAGUGUCAUCUGAGGUAACACUCACUUUAAAAAGGUGAGGAAGCCAGAGCCCAGCGAGGUUAAGGGAAUAGUUGCUGCCCACCAGGAACCUGCUUUCUGGGGAAGAGACAGAUGUGGGAAGUGACGCUAAGACAGGAAAGCGGGAUGGAGCGAGAGAUGGUUUGGGGGAGGAGGGAGGGCUCCUCGGAGGAGGCAGUCUGGGGGAGCACUGGGGGAGAGUGUUCUCGGUAGGGAGACCUAGGCACAGCCUGGCCAUGAGGAUGAACUUGGAGUAAGCGACACUGAGAGGAAAGGCCAAUGUGGUUGGAAGGGAGGGACAAGGGGAAGGGUGCUGGGAGCUGAGUCAGUUGAUUAACGCUCACAGGCCAGAGAGUAAUAAUAUUCCCCCUGCCAGGUAGGGCUGUAGGAGCUCCCCACAUUCUCCCCACAGCCCAGCAGAGCAGGGGUUAGCAAAUUACCGCCUGCAGGCCAAUUCUGGCCCGCUGCCUGUGUCUGUAAAUAAAGUUUUAUUGGAGCACAGCCAUGCUCGUUCGUUUGUGCAUCACCUAGGGCUGUUUCGGUGCUACAAGGGCAGGGCCCAGUAGAAACUAUAUGCAAAGUCACGAAUAGUUACUAUCUAGCCCUUUACAGCAACAGUUUGCCAGCUCCUACUAUAGAGACCUUUUGCUCCCCACUUUACAGAUGGGAAGACCGAGGCACAGAGAGGUUCAGUUACUUGCUAAGGUCACACAGCUAGCAGGCGGCAGAGCUGGGAAUUCAAGCCCAAACAGCUGGAGUUGAGGAUCUAGGCACAUGACCUCUGCACGGGAACUGCUUCCCCGUCCACAUUGGGCCGUGGGGGCCUGUGGGGGCCUGUGGGAACUUGUACUCUGAGGGAGGUGGGAGCCACGUCAGGGUUCGGAACAGAAGAGGAGAGUGAUUUGACUUCGGUGCUCAGAGAGUCCCUCUGGCUGAUGGUUGAGUAGACUGAAUGCCGGCUAGGGGAGCUGCAGGGAGACCAUUUGUCCAAGUGAGCAAUGCCAGUGCCCUGAGCCAGAGUGGCUCCCCAUCGGCUGCCCCGUUUCUUCCCAUCUGCUCUGGUCUUGCCCGUGAACUCUCCCCUGCUUCCUCCUCAGCCUCUCCGGUUUCCCCCUCUUCGUCCCAGGUUUUGGUCCCCACCCUCCCACUGCCCUACGCUCUCCUACCCUUCCCAGGGCCGGGCUCUGACCUGCUCCUGGCCCAGGGAUGGCCCUAGGGUGGGGGUCACUGUGUGGGGACAUGCUGCCAUUUUCACCAGCCUCCCGUGUGCACACACUUGCCAGCACACGGUGACACAGACCGUCGUCACUGCAACCCCGUGAAAAUGCGGCACAGCUACACACAUUCACACUCACAACAGAGGUUCGAAUGUGGACCGUGUCCCACGGUCUCACAAACACGUCCACCUUUCAGAGCCACAGAGGCUACACAGAAGCCUGUGACACGGGGCGGCGGCCACAGCCCACGCUCGCCCUGCCGCAUUACCCGGGCCCAGCCCAGCCUCGGAGCUUCACCGGGACGCGGCAGAACACAGUCAGACAAAUACGACCCCCCGCACACCAGAGAGGGAUUUCGAGAGGAUGCCACGCACAGACACACACCUCCCAGCCUCAGAGCCCCAUCAGGAAGUGAAACA
Messenger RNA from Zalophus californianus (California sea lion), 3262 nucleotides. It is a transcript of the gene TGFB1, whose product is annotated as transforming growth factor beta 1. The coding region runs from base 40 to 1212 and encodes 390 amino acids. Gene Ontology annotation, molecular function: growth factor activity; type III transforming growth factor beta receptor binding; type II transforming growth factor beta receptor binding. Lineage: Eukaryota; Metazoa; Chordata; Mammalia; Carnivora; Otariidae. The record is from RefSeq and is a predicted model, not a curated record. The transcript has 7 exons. Gene Ontology annotation, biological process: BMP signaling pathway; SMAD protein signal transduction; transforming growth factor beta receptor signaling pathway. Gene Ontology annotation, cellular component: extracellular region.